AUGGGACGCUUUCGAUACCAUGAAGAGGACGACGGUGCCAACGAUGGGGAAGAGGAUCAGUUCCGCACGGAACAAAGUCGUACCAUUGGCAGUUCAAAAUCCUGGCGCAGCAACCCAGAAUGGGAGUUUGUUGCUCAAGGAGUGAGUGAACAGGGUGCUCUCGUAUCUCGAGAUAUUGAUCAACGGACCGCAAGGGUCGAGUCGACGUCUAAUUCGGCGAACAUGGAAAACAAUCCGUUUGGACCGUCCGAGAGCAAUCACAACCCACUGUUUUCCAACACUCGACCCACCUUCAUAGUCCUGCCACAAUCGCAGUCAAUAGCGGAGGGAGAUGGUUCGGAAUGGUGCGAUGAUUAUAGCAACAACCAGGAUCCAACACUUUGGAGAAGAACAUAUCCGGGAUCCGUCUGGAUACCCACAUGGGUACGAACGAUUCUACUCGCAAUGGUGGUGCAGCUGGCCUUGUUUGGAAGCAGUCGCUACGGGCCUCCCGCUCCGCCACUACCAAAUACCAUUGCAGACGAUAGUACGAUCACCGACACGGAGCCAACAACAUGGAACGAUUAUGUGUCGCUUCACGGCUUCCAGCUGUGGCAAUCCACGCGGGCUCUGUUCUUCGACACACCGCUGCACCUAGCCGGUUGGGGUUGGAUGCACAUACAUACCGAGCUACGUGAUCUAUACCAAGACUAUCGCGGGACCUCUCGGUGGAAUUCUCGUCCGCGGCCCUGCUCUCUACGGAUCUCGUCCGACAUAAACUUGUGGAAAGCGUUCGAAUCGUCCAUGGUGGGACAACCUUUGGCGGUGCAGAUACUAACGGAACGGGUUCAAACAUGGAACCGCGACAGUCCCUUGCUAUUCUUCGCGACCGGAGGAAUAGGGGAAGGCAAACAAACUGCGCUCAUCCAUUUGGCUCGUCACGUCUUAAUGCCCCACUGUUUCAAUGCCGUGGAACAUUCGAGCGAGGCCCAAUCCGAGGCCGUCUUAUUACUGUUGGACGGUCAAGACUUUCUCGUUGACCAUGAAGCACUGCGUGAGACACUUCAAGCCAAGCUCGCGACCCGUAUACUGCGACAUGUGAAAAAAAUGCAGGAAGGGAGUAUCAUUCUCUUAAAAAACGUGGAGCAUAUGGAACCUUCAUUGCUAUCUUGGCUUUUGCAUGAAUUGGGAGAGACUGGCUACAACGAUUUGCAGACAUCCACUUGGCAACUCAGGAAGCACUGUCGUCAAAGCGUCAUAAUGUUCACGUCAACCGAAAUUGGACGCAUGGCGAUUACGCAGAGCAUCCGAACUCACGGAACGUCCGAGAUUUAUUCGCAAGCCUCACUUGUCCUUGAUGUUGGCCAUGAAUUAAUGCGUCAUCUUGGCGGGCGUGCACUUGAAUGGCCAGCAAUUGUGCCGUUCUUUCCAUUGACACAAAAAGACCUGUCAGCCAUACUCGACGCCAGAGUCAGGCACCACAGCACUACGUACGCGGAUACGCAAUGGCGAACGUUCUCUUUGACGAGCUCCUUAAAGACUGCCUUAUUAGAACCUUCGUCGCAAGUGGAAUACGUUGCUUGGAAAGGUCGUCAAGGAUCCGAUCCCGACGCCACCACGAUGAGUUUCACCUUUUCGUCCACCGGCGCCCAAGUGCUGGGCGAAGGUGGUCCGGUCUGGAUCAAGAUACAAGCGCAAUUAAACCGCUGUGUAUUUAGCCGACCACUCAAAAAACGUUCGGAUCAGGAUGUUGUGAUGGACUACGAUGCGCGGAUACAGAGAGGUAUGGUGCAGCAAUGCGAAUACGACGGGGCCUGUACCGAGUUGUGUCGGUUCCCAAUUCACACUCCGAGCUUGUCAACAUACGGAUUUGGCAACUAA
This is a messenger RNA of Phaeodactylum tricornutum CCAP 1055/1, 1860 nucleotides long. RefSeq lists its product with no specific name. The record is from RefSeq and is a predicted model, not a curated record. The transcript has a single exon. NCBI's taxonomy places the organism in Eukaryota, Bacillariophyta, Bacillariophyceae, Surirellales, Neidiaceae. The coding region runs from base 1 to 1860 and encodes 619 amino acids.